Colletotrichum orchidophilum is the source of this 2622-nucleotide messenger RNA. RefSeq lists its product as uncharacterized. The coding region runs from base 1 to 2622 and encodes 873 amino acids. The transcript has a single exon. The record is from RefSeq and is a predicted model, not a curated record. NCBI's taxonomy places the organism in Eukaryota, Fungi, Ascomycota, Sordariomycetes, Glomerellales, Glomerellaceae.
AUGCUCCCGGAAUCUCUCGUCAGCGUGUACCAAUCGUACAAGACGGACACGGAUUUCAUCACGACGUGGCUCGCGACCACCGCACGAGCUUACGGCUGUCCGUCUGAGCUCAUCUCCGGGCUUCGAGACACGAGAGAUGAUCAUUCUGAUUCGGUUCCGGUAGACGAGAAGCCAGCCGGUCAACGCAAGGGCAAAUCAACCAAACAAGCAUCAAAGUAUUCGCAGAAAAGACCUCGCAAACGACACAUCCUCGCGGUCAAGGAUCUCCUACCGCUGGCUCAAUUUCUCGUAACAUCGCAAAAGCCAACCAUCGUUCCUCCGGACAGUCUUACCGCUGCUCUCGAUAGAGUGAUUGAUCUCAGAGCCAAGUUCAGCACUCAGCUGGUCGAGCAUGGUGCCACGACCAACGAUCAGGAUGACAAUACCCAUUUCUACUUCCUGAGAGUCUUGUGCCAAGUACGUCAUGUCUUGACAGCACAUCGAAAAGCCACUUCAACCGACUCAGAACCCUCAGCUGGCGAAGCUGCCGAGAAACCGCAGCUGUCAUCCAACAAAUUCGAAGGACUGACGGUGUCGGAGCCGUCUGCAGACUUCAUCAACGCCCCGGAUGUACCACCACCCACGAAACCGAAAAAGUCAGAAGCCGAUGCCAACUUCGAAGCAGAGAGCGAGAUGUCGAGCUGGGAUGCCCAAUUUGUUUGGCAGCUGGUCUGGAAAGAUCUCUUUGCAGUUCGUCAGAAUGUCAGAUACAUGUGGCAACAAUUACGCCAGGGGCAGCACGAGCUCGUCUCCGUUGCCUUGGCCACCAACACGGCCAUCGAUCUCGCCCGCAACAUUGUCGAAGAUGUCACGCCAGUCCUCCAGUCUCAACCAGGAGGCUUAUUCGGAGUCAUCUGCCUCUAUAAUGCGACGUUUACAACCACUACAAUUCGAGCAUACUCGGAAGGUUUGCUCAAGUUUCCGGAAAAGCCAACGAAAGAGGAUAUUGCGUAUAUUGCGGGCGCUCUAGACUGUACCAACGCCUACAGCAUGCUGGCUCAGAUUAUUCCGAAUGAUGAAGGUGCCAUCAAGCCACCACUUAUCACAAAAGGCAGCCCAAAUAUCCAGAUGGCGAGGACGCAUGGAGACUAUCUCCUUGACCGGCGCACCAUAGCACGUGUUCUGAACGACAUGAACUUCAUCUUACGCUACAUCCCCGAUUGGCCAGUUGACGAUGGCGUUCUGCGAGGAUUCCGAGAAACGACGCGGACGAGAGAGAUUCCCUUUUACUUUGCGUAUGCCGUACAACUUCUCAUUGACAUUCAUGGUGUAAUGGGACAGAAACUUCCCUCCAUACGGGUGCAGUUCAUACGAGGGUUAUCGACCUUGCAAGAGCUCAUGACACAGUCUUGGCACAUUCACCAAAGCACGAGAAUGGACCCAAAGGCGCUGAGAUACUAUCCGCUUCUCCAGAGGACGGUGUUGAGCAUGUCGAAAAUGACGCGUGAUCCCAUUCUCGUCGAAAAACAGCGGCUCAAAAAGCCCAUCACAGACCCCCACACGGAGCGCCUGCAACUGAUGAAGAUGGAUCCAGUCAUGGCUGGCCUGGUCAUGUACACCUUCCGAGCUGCAACGUAUCGAGUCGGAAUCUGCCUCGCGAAUGACACACUAUCCGUCAUGUCCAUCAUGCACCUCUACAAUGCUCUUCUUCAAGAAGACAUGCUCACAUCCAAAUGGAAAGACAUGGAGCUUAUUAUGGAACUGGUCGGCAAGUCUCAAUUCUUCGUGGGCAAUCCUCCAGAUAACCCGACCGGAUAUAUCAAGAGCUUUCUCAUGCAAACGGGUCUGAAGAGCGUCUACAUGAGCCAGCUCAAAAGGUCAAAGACGCAGACGAAGCUGUACAAGGAGCUCAAAAACAGGCGACGUAUUUCAGAAGGAGCGACGGUCUCCAUGAUGUUCUAUGAAAGAUACUGCAAUGAAAAGGGCGAGACUUCGACGGGAAACUGGACGGCGGAGGACAUUGUGCGUAUCCUCGACCAUUGCCCGGAGGGAUUGUGGUUCGAUCACCCGACAGAGGAGACCGCGAGCGAGAGCCAGAACCAGGACAAGUGCUCCAGAAAGUCGACGCAGAAACGGAAGAAGUCUACCAAACCCGCCAAACCUCCCAGCCUACCCCCCUACGACCUCAUCACGUCCCUAGGAGUCGGGCUUCUGGACGAAGCGGCAGAAUUUGCGUUCCCUUGGUUGGCCAUGCAUCGCAACGCAUGGCACUUGAUGCGGAAGAUUCGUUUGGCCAGCGAGCGCGGCUUCAUGAUGCUAGUACCGGGGUACAGCAUGUCGGAAGCCGGGCUGAUGACGCUCACCACGUACAUCCUGGACGUCCUGGUUCACGCUAGACCCGCAAACUCUUUGGGGAAGCGAGUCAUGGACGAGGUGGCGGCUACUUUCAAUCACUACCUCACCCACGUUCCGAGGGAGCACGGCUGGUCCGCUGGUGAGACGGUGUGGAGGGAGAUGGAAAUCGCGCUUGGGGUUGGACUACAAAUGUACGAGGAUGUCGUUGGGAAACUCACUAUAGAUAAGAAGCCUGAAGAAGGGUCACUGCCUGCAACAAGCACCGGUGUGGCGGAUGCUGUGCGUUGA